UCCUCGUCUCAACCCGCUCUCUUCCCGCCACUCGCUGCCGGCAAACCCCAUGCGCGUCCACGCCGCCCACCUCCUCGUGCCCGCGCCGCCCACGCCGUGCCGCCAUGCCGUCCUCCGCUUCACCGUCUCGGCAUCGGUGAGCGCGAACCCGGCCAACGCCACCCGCAAGCAGGCCGUCAUCGUCGGCGGCGGGCUGGCGGGCCUCGCCGCGGCGACCCACCUGGCCGCCCUCUCAGUGCCCUUCACGCUUCUCGAGGCCUCCGACCGCCUGGGCGGCCGCGUCGCCACCGACGAGGUCGACGGCUACCUGCUCGACCGGGGCUUCCAGAUCUUCCUCACCGCCUACCCGGAGUGCCAGCGCCUGCUCGACUACCCGGCGCUGCGCCUCCAGCCCUUCUUCCCCGGCGCGCUCGUCUACCUCGGCGGCGACUCUCCCUCGUUCCACAUGCUCGCCGACCCCUUCCGCUUCCCCAUCCGCGCCCUCUCCUCGGUCCUCUCCCCCGUCGGCUCCCUCCCCGACAAGCUCCUCGUCGGCCUCACCCGCCUCCGCGCCGCCGCCACCCCGGACGCCGCCAUCCUCUCCGCGCCCGAGACCACCACCGCCACGCACCUGCAGAGGCUCGGCUUCUCGCCGUCCAUCGUGGACCGCUUCCUGCGCCCGUUCCUCGCGGGCAUAUUCUUCGACCCGGCGCUCGACACCUCCUCCCGCCUCUUCCAGCUCGUCUUCAAGCGCCUCGCCCUCGGCGACAACGCGCUGCCGGAGGCCGGCAUCGGCGCCAUCGCCUCACAACUCGCCGACCGCCUCCCCGCGGGCUCCGUCCGCCUCAACGCCCGCGCCACCACCAUCGACCCCUCGUCCGGCGCCGUGACGCUUACCACCGGCGAGACCGUCUCCGCGGCGCUCGGCGUCAUCGUGGCGGUCGAGCAGCCGGAAGCCGAGAAGCUCCUGCCGCAGCAGCUACCAACGAGACCCCCCGCCGCCGAGAGGAGCACCGUGUGCAUCUACUUCUCCGCGGACCGCGCGGCGGUGGAGGAACCCGUGCUGCUCCUCAACGGGUCGGGCGAGGGGAUCGUGAACAACAUGUUCUUCGCGACCAGCGUGGCGCCGUCGUACGCGCCGCCGGGGAAGGUGCUGGUGUCCGUGUCGCUGGUGGGCUCCUUCGCCGGCCGGGAGGACGCGGAGCUGGCCGGCGAGGCGGUCCGGGAGCUCGGCGGGUGGUUCGGGCCGGAGGAGGUUGCGUCGUGGGUGCACCUCAGGACGUACCGCAUCGGGUUCGCGCAGCCGGACCAGACGCCGCCCACGGCGCCGGCGGGGCGGGAACCCAGGCUCGGCGACGGCGUGUACGUUUGCGGGGAUCACUGGUGUUCGGCCACCUUCGACGGCGCAAUGGUGUCCGGGAGGAGGGCGGCCGAGGCUCUAGCCCAGGACAAGGGAUUAUCUAGUGCCUAGGCUUAUUUGGUUGAGAUGUCUUGUCGAGCUGAGCCCAGCAAAAUGGUCUCCGUGU
Messenger RNA from Lolium rigidum, 1505 nucleotides. Its product is annotated as 15-cis-phytoene desaturase, chloroplastic/chromoplastic. Gene Ontology annotation, molecular function: oxidoreductase activity. The transcript has a single exon. Bases 50 to 1450 code for a protein of 466 amino acids. NCBI's taxonomy places the organism in Eukaryota, Viridiplantae, Streptophyta, Magnoliopsida, Poales, Poaceae. The record is from RefSeq and is a predicted model, not a curated record.